AUGCAAGCAAGACGACAAUUAAUAGCUUCGGCCCAGCGAGUAGCUGGCGCCACAGCACGAUCUUCACGACCGGCUCUGCGACUGGCUGCAACCCAAUCUGCUCGCGCAACGCCGCUCAAAAUACUCCCAACGAUUGCAACACGAUGCUAUGCAAACGGACGGCCGCAUCCUCCUGGGGGAACUCAUCGCAUGAAUAUGGGCGGCGAAGAGGAAAAGCCAGCCUUAGAACAGUUUGGAGUCGACCUCACAGCUCGAGCAAGAGACGGCAAACUUGAUCCGGUCAUUGGACGAGAUGCGGAAAUUCAGCGAACGAUUCAAAUUCUUUCUCGACGAACAAAGAACAAUCCCGUCUUGAUUGGAAAUGCUGGUACGGGCAAGACUGCGAUUCUCGAAGGUCUCGCACUUCGGAUCAUUCGGGGUGACGUACCAGAAAGUAUAAAGAACAAGCGGGUCAUUAGCUUGGACCUGGGCUCUCUGAUAGCUGGUGCCAAGUUCAGAGGCGACUUUGAAGAGCGAUUGAAGAAGGUGCUUGACGAAGUGCAAAAGGCAGAGGGACAGGUCAUUCUUUUCAUUGAUGAGCUGCAUAUCUUGCUUGGACUUGGCAAGGCUGAAGGCUCCAUUGAUGCAUCCAAUUUGUUGAAGCCGGCGUUGGCUCGCGGUGAACUACAAUGCUGCGGCGCCACAACACUCAAUGAGUAUCGACAAAUUGAAAAGGACGUAGCCUUGGCACGACGGUUUCAACCUAUCAUUGUCAGCGAACCUUCGGUCGAGGAUACAAUUAGUAUUCUUCGCGGCAUCAAGGAUAAAUAUGAAGUACAUCACGGUGUUCGCAUCACCGACGGAGCACUGGUUGCUGCUGCAACGCUGUCCAAUCGAUAUGUCACGGAUCGUUUCUUACCAGACAAGGCAAUUGACCUGAUGGACGAAGCUGCCAGCCAUCUGAAACUGCAGCAUGAAUCAAAGCCCGAAGACAUCAUGCGUCUCGACCACAAGAUCAUGACUAUCCAAAUUGAAUUAGAAAGCCUACGCAAAGAAAAGGACGUCGCGAGCCAAGAGCGCCGGGAGAAGCUUGAAAAGGAUCUAAAAGGCUACCAAGACGAAAUAUCCCAACUCAACACCCGUUGGGAAAAGGAGCGCAGCGAGAUCGAAUCAGUCAAAAAAGUCCAAGAGGAUCUUGAAAAGGCUAGAUUUGACCUCGAGCAAGCACAAAGAGAGGGAAAUUUCGCUCGCGCCUCCGAACUCCGCUUCGGCGUUAUUCCAAAUCUCGAACAGAAGCUGCCCUCAGACGAGGAGAGCCAACAACAACAGUCCGAAGACGCACUGAUUCACGACUCCGUCACGUCCGACGACAUCGCCAACGUCGUCUCGCGCAUCACAGGUAUUCCCGUCUCAAAGCUCACCUCCGGCCACAUCGAGAAGCUAGUCCACAUGGAAGACACGCUCAGCGAAGCAGUCAAGGGACAAGACGACGCCAUCAAGGCCGUCUCCGAUGCCGUUCGCCUGCAACGCGCCGGUCUCAGCGGCGAGAACAAACCACUCGCAUCCUUCUUCUUCCUCGGCCCCACGGGUGUCGGCAAGACAGAACUGUGCAAGAAGCUCGCCGGCUUCCUGUUCUCCACAGAAUCAGCAGUCGUCCGCUUCGACAUGUCUGAAUUCCAAGAAAAACACACAAUUUCGCGCCUCAUCGGUGCUCCCUCCGGUUACGUGGGCUACGAUGACGCCGGCCAACUCACCGAAGCUGUCCGUCGCAAGCCCUACGCCGUCUUACUUUUUGACGAGUUUGAGAAAGCUCACCGUGACAUAUCCGCCCUUCUCCUCCAGGUCCUCGACGAGGGGUACCUCACCGACGCGCAGGGCCACAAGGUCGAUUUCAAAAACACAAUCAUCGUACUGACCUCCAACCUCGGCGCCGACAUCCUCGUCGGCCAGAACCAACUCCACCCCUAUAAAGAAAGCCCAGACGGAGAAAUCGACCCGUCUGUCCGCAAAGCCGUCAUGGACGUUGUUGCUCAAGCCUACCCCCCCGAAUUCCUCAACCGCAUCGACUCCUUCAUCAUCUUCAAGCGACUCGCGCAAUCUGCCAUCAGGGACAUUGUCGACAUCCGUCUCAAUGAGCUUCAGCAACGUCUGGACGAUAAGCGCAUCAAGCUUACUGUUCCAGAUGCCGUAAAGGACUGGCUCGCUGAGCGUGGGUACGAUCCUAAAUUUGGUGCCCGGCCGCUAAACAGACUUAUUACCAAUGAAAUUGGGAACGGACUGGCAGAUAAGAUUAUCCGUGGGCAGUUGAAGAUGGGGCAGGCUGCUGAGGUCAAGAUUAAAGAGGACAACAGUGGACUGGAAGUAAUUCAUGCUUCUGAGCCUACUAGUUGA
Molecule: messenger RNA, 2370 nt
Organism: Pochonia chlamydosporia 170
Lineage: Eukaryota; Fungi; Ascomycota; Sordariomycetes; Hypocreales; Clavicipitaceae
Product: AAA domain (Cdc48 subfamily) domain-containing protein
Exons: 1
Coding region: 1-2370 (789 amino acids)
Biological process (GO): cellular response to heat
Cellular component (GO): cytoplasm; mitochondrial matrix
Molecular function (GO): ATP hydrolysis activity; ATP binding
Source: RefSeq, a predicted model, not a curated record